Amorphotheca resinae ATCC 22711 is the source of this 1791-nucleotide messenger RNA. RefSeq lists its product as hypothetical. The record is from RefSeq and is a predicted model, not a curated record. NCBI's taxonomy places the organism in Eukaryota, Fungi, Ascomycota, Leotiomycetes, Helotiales, Amorphothecaceae. Gene Ontology annotation, molecular function: protein binding. The coding region runs from base 1 to 1791 and encodes 596 amino acids. The transcript is spliced from 5 exons.
AUGUCCAUGUACAACCAGCACCGUGGUCUCGCGCCACCUCCCCAGGGCGGCAGUGCCCGCCUGAACGAGCUGCUGGAUGGCAUCCGCGCAGAGUUCGAGAACCAGGCUCGAGCAAGUGGGGAAUAUGAACACUCUAUCGCGCAACAGAUCAACGAGAUGCAGAUGGUUCGCGAAAAGGUUUAUACAAUGGAACAGACACAUUUGGCCUUGAAGCAGAAAUACGACGAGGAGAUCCAGCGUCUCCAUCGCGAGCUCGAGGCGCGCGGUGGUAACCCUCGCGCCUCGGGCAUUGGCGCUCCCCCUCAGCAUACUGGCCCCUCCCAAGCGCCCCCCUCCAUCGGCCAUGGCCCGAGCAACCUCUUCGGCGGGAUCAUGACGCAGGGCGGACAGGGAGCGCCGGGUCUGGCUCCUCCCCCACCACAACCAGAUCAACAAGGUCCUCCACAACAUCAGAUGCCCCAGCCAGGGCCGCCUCCCCCACCACCCCAGGCCCCUCCGUUCCAGAGUGCGAACUAUCCUCCUGGACCAGGACCGAACGGUUAUGCUAACCCGCCUCCUCCGCCGACAGCAUCUCCAGGCCCCGGCAAAGGACCACGUCUAGGAAAUCGUGGACCGGGCGGCGGUCCAGCAACGCCCUCGAUGGGUCAACCGAUCCCAUACUCAGACCCCCGAGCCGCGGCAUCCCCUCAGGUUGGGCAUCCCGUUCCUGACCACCGCGUGGGACCAUUCAGCAAUGUGGGGAACGCCCUUGCAGAGCUGGAUCUCGAGCGUCUCCCCGCGCACCAGAAGAAGGUCGAAUCAGAUUGGUUUGCCAUCUUCAACCCUGGCGUGCCUCGCAUCCUUGACGUUGACCUGGUCCACACCCUCCAGCACGAGAGUGUUGUCUGCUGCGUCAGAUUCAGCCAUGAUGGCAAAUAUGUUGCGACGGGCUGCAACCGAUCGGCUCAGAUUUUCGACGUUGUUACCGGACAGAAGAUCUGCAUCCUCCAAGACGAGUCGGUGGAUUCGGUUGGCGAUCUCUACAUCAGAAGCGUGUGCUUCAGUCCAGAUGGAAGAUUCCUGGCAACCGGUGCAGAGGAUAAGCUGAUCCGGGUUUGGGAUAUUGCCACCAGAUCCAUCAGGAACACCUUUGCCGGUCACGAGCAAGAUAUCUACUCGCUCGACUUCGCUCGUGAUGGCCGUACCAUUGCAUCUGGCAGUGGCGACCGUACGGUGCGCCUCUGGGAUAUUGAAGCGGGUCAGAAUAUCCUGACCCUCAGUAUCGAGGAUGGUGUUACCACCGUUGCGAUCUCUCCCGACACGAAGUAUGUCGCCGCUGGAUCUCUUGACAAGAGCGUCCGGGUCUGGGAUGCCGCCACCGGCUACCUCGUCGAGCGUCUCGAAGGACCAGACGGCCACAAGGAUUCCGUCUACUCCGUUGCCUUCGCGCCAAACGGAAAGGAUCUCGUCUCUGGUAGUUUGGACAAGACGAUCAAGAUGUGGGAGCUUGUUGCACCCAGAGGUGGACACCCCAACACCGCUCCUAAGGGUGGACGGUGCAUCAGGACUUUCGAGGGACACAAGGACUUCGUCCUCUCGGUUGCCCUCACCCCAGAUGGAAACUGGGUCCUCUCCGGAUCCAAGGACCGCGGGGUGCAAUUCUGGGAUCCGCGAACCGGCAACACGCAACUCAUGUUGCAAGGCCACAAGAACUCGGUCAUCUCGGUGGCACCCAGCCCCUCUGGCGGCUCAUUCGCUACCGGAUCCGGAGAUAUGCGGGCGAGGAUCUGGAGCUACAAGCCCUUCCCGUGA